This is a messenger RNA of Sorghum bicolor (sorghum), 1343 nucleotides long. RefSeq names its product receptor homology region, transmembrane domain- and RING domain-containing protein 1. Lineage: Eukaryota; Viridiplantae; Streptophyta; Magnoliopsida; Poales; Poaceae. The transcript has 4 exons. The record is from RefSeq and is a predicted model, not a curated record. Bases 71 to 904 code for a protein of 277 amino acids.
AAUCAAAUUCAUUCCACUGUUCGUGAAGCAAAGAGAGGAGCCGAGAAUCUGUGCUUCUCAUGUCCCGGCGAUGAGCCCCCGCGUGGUCCUCCUCUUCCUCGCCGCCGCCCUCCGCCCCUGCGCCGCCCUCGUCCGCCUUCACUCCGCCACUUUCUCCUUCACUUUCCUCGACGCCCCAGCGCGAUUUGGGCCCCGAGUGGGCGGCGAUGGGAUCUGCGGCUCGCUGCGCGCCGCUGAGCCGGCCGAGGCGUGUGAGCCCAUCAAAGACCGCGGCGGCCGCCGCGGCACUGGCCGGAAGGCUUUCGUGCUGAUCGCGAGGGGCAACUGCAGCUUUGAGGAGAAGGUGCGGGCGGCGCAGCAAGCGGGGUUCGACGCCGCCGUCGUGUACGACGAUGAGGAGAAAUCCAGCCUCUACUCCAUGGUUGGUGAAUCUGAGGGCAUACACAUACCUGCGAUAUUCGUUUCCAAGAUGGCUGGCGAAACACUAAAGAAGUUUGCCAGGGGUGAAGAUGAUGAGUGCUGUAUUAACUCAUCAAUGGAUGAGACUGCAGGGACAGUGUUGGUAAUGUCAUUCGUGUCACUUGUUGUCAUCAUAUCAGUUCUUGCUUCUUUUCUGUUUGCUCGAAACUGCCGACUUCUACGCCAUGGAGUUGAUAAUCACCCAACUUACGUCAAGAAAUAUGUGGUGGAAAAGCUUCCCUGCUCAGCAUACAUCGCUCCCUGUUCUAGUGAAGAUAAUUUUCUGGAAGCUUGUGCAAUUUGCUUAGAAGACUACAAUAAUGGUGAUAUGCUUAGACAUCUCCCAUGCAAACAUGGAUUUCACAAGAUCUGCAUUGAUUCCUGGCUCACAAAAUGGGGCACCUUCUGCCCUAUAUGCAAGCUUGAAGUAACGUCGGGCGAAUAGGCAACUUCAUUACUGCAUCCAAGUGCUGGCAGUUGUAUUGAAGUUUGUUGAUCUGUUGAUCCAUUGCUAGGUCCAAUAUUGAUUUUAACCGUUGAUCUUGAGAAUGAAGUACAGAUCACAGUUCCUCAGGUUGGACCUUGUACUUGUAGUGUGCUACUAGUCUACUGACUUUGAGGUCAAUAUUUGGAUCAUCUGUUUUAGCUCCUUGUUUGGUGUCUGGAAGACCUCAAGAAGCUCUGCUGCAUAAAUGUCAGCACUUAUGCUUCUGUUGCAGUGUAUUGCCCUGUAUUCCUAGAGAAACUAGGUGUUGGGUGCAAGCAAAGUGUAAUGUAAACCCCUUUGCAUAUCAGGUUACAUUACUUUGUUCAUUUUUUGGGUUUUUUGGAACAAGGCCAUUGCAAUUCUUUGAGUUUGGAAAAACAGCAUUACAAUUCGUCUA